Molecule: messenger RNA, 1119 nt
Organism: Eriocheir sinensis (Chinese mitten crab)
Lineage: Eukaryota; Metazoa; Arthropoda; Malacostraca; Decapoda; Varunidae
Gene: mRpL48
Product: 39S ribosomal protein L48, mitochondrial-like
Exons: 7
Coding region: 465-1004 (179 amino acids)
Cellular component (GO): mitochondrial ribosome
Source: RefSeq, a predicted model, not a curated record
CCGUUACAAACACUGAAAAUCAUCAUCGUUUGUUGUUAUUGCUCUCUUCCAAUAUUCUUCAGCCGGCCCCUAAAACAGGAAGAAGGCCUUAGAGGAGGAGGAAGACGGCCUUAGAAGAAGAAGCAAAAGAAGAAGACUACCUUAUUACCCACAGAAGAGCAGUUGGUUGAGUAGGAAACGAGAUAGGGAAGGCUGCAGAAAGAUAAAGUAAAUCCUAACCCACACCUUUUUGCACUGCCCAAGACUCCACUCUACUCUUGCCAUCUUCAGAGUCUCCCUACCCAAGCUUAAUACCCACUGACCAACACUAGAAGACCUACUGGGCAAACUCCCUCAGCCCUUAUAUCGCCUUCCAAGUCUUCCUCAAGCAUACAGCACUCUUCUCAAGUAGACAAGCAGACCCGGGGUAUUGAGACAUCUUGCCCCAACCCUUCCCUGGUGCAGAAUUAUUGCUUCAAGACGUCAUGGCAGCCUUGUGCAGGGUAAAGGCUCUGACAAGGCUAUCUCAUUUGGCCAGACGCUCCUUUUCUUCCACCAGCCAGAAGCUUCACAUUGAAACGGAACCUCCGUAUUUAGAUGCUGUAGGACCAGAAGUGCCGGAGUACAACUUAGUGAAUGUCCAGAUGAAGGGAUAUGACUUUACUGUCCUGGAGCAUUACGGGAAGUGGGUCCACAACACAGCCCUCAACAUGGGCCUUGAUGUGGAGGACGGCUGGGCAACUCCGUGUGAAAAGUUCCACAUCCAGACCCUGAAGCCACGCAGUACCAAGGUGGAGGCGGACUAUUACCUUCAGGUCUAUGAGCGGGAUGUUCAGUUGGCAGAUCUCCCAGCAACCAUGGCUCCGCUGUUCAUUGAGUUGAUACAGGCUGGAUUACCUGAAGGUGUUGAGCUGUCCGUUCACGAACACCAACAUGAAUACACGGAGCACCGUUUCAUCCCUGACUUGGAGCUUCGAAGCUUGUACAACCAGCUGCAUGAGAUGGGCGGACCCAGCAAGAAGUAGGGGGGAGCGUCGAUGUGGUCUGCUUGAUAUGUAUACAUUAUUAGUGCAUUAAGUUUGUUAACAUGUAAUUUGUUUGUUGAUUAGCAUACUGCAUUGUAAAUAAAAUCUUUUCCUA